Messenger RNA from Galleria mellonella (greater wax moth), 3394 nucleotides. It is a transcript of the gene onecut, whose product is annotated as hepatocyte nuclear factor 6. The record is from RefSeq and is a predicted model, not a curated record. Bases 55 to 1155 code for a protein of 366 amino acids. Gene Ontology annotation, biological process: regulation of transcription by RNA polymerase II. The transcript is spliced from 4 exons. Gene Ontology annotation, cellular component: nucleus. Gene Ontology annotation, molecular function: RNA polymerase II cis-regulatory region sequence-specific DNA binding; DNA-binding transcription factor activity, RNA polymerase II-specific. NCBI's taxonomy places the organism in Eukaryota, Metazoa, Arthropoda, Insecta, Lepidoptera, Pyralidae.
CGCGCAGGCGUGCUUCAGUCGCCCGCGCGACCCCGCUGCCGCCGGCCGCGCGCCAUGGACGAGGCAAGAGCGCGAGAUCGCGCGCCACUUACAGUCAUCGUCGCCCCGAGCAACGCUUCACCCCCUAGACUAUCCCCUGGCGACCUUCUCCCAGACGGGGAUGCGGCGUUUCACCCCUUGUCAGCUGUUAAUGGACGCCUAACUCCGCCGGGGCUCGAGCCGGCCUCGUAUGCGACCCUAACGCCUUUGCUCCCGUUACCCCCAAUAAGUACUGUUUCGGACAAAUUCGCUUACCACGCCGGUGGUACCUUCACUGUUAUACAACAGCAACAAUCGUAUGCAUCCUUAUCUCCAGCUCCUUACAAUGAACCUUUAUCGCCACAGUCUGCGUAUAGCAGACGAAGUGCAUCGCCUAAUUCUUUUGAAAGGCGAUCACCCACCCCGCCGCUACCUAGCCCCGGAUUGGACCUCAAUGCUGCGUUGCUGGCGAGGGAAGAGCAGCAGCAGCAACAGCAGCAACAACAACAAUCACAGAACGACACAGAAGAGAUAAAUACUAAAGAACUAGCUCAAAGGAUAAGUGGAGAAUUGAAACGGUAUUCAAUCCCUCAAGCUAUAUUUGCGCAGAGGGUGUUAUGCAGGUCACAAGGGACGCUUAGCGACUUAUUAAGAAAUCCUAAACCAUGGUCAAAACUGAAGUCUGGGAGGGAAACAUUCAGGAGGAUGUGGAAAUGGCUCCAGGAGCCUGAAUUUCAGAGAAUGUCUGCGCUCAGACUAGCAGCGGCCCAGAUUCCUCAGAGAGGCAGUUGCAAGCGCAAGGAGGACAUGGGUUCGGAUACCCUGCCUUCCCCGAAGAAGCCCCGUUUGGUUUUCACAGACCUCCAGCGGCGUACUCUACAGGCUAUUUUUAAGGAAACAAAGAGGCCGUCAAAAGAGAUGCAAGUGACGAUAGCGAGACAAUUAGGUUUAGAGCCGACUACUGUUGGCAAUUUUUUCAUGAACGCUCGAAGACGAUCUAUGGACAAGUGGAAGGACGACGAUGCACCGUCAACGGAACUGGACCACCAAUUGGACGACGGUCUCGACCACGUCCCGAGUCUAGACUCCGGCGAGUCCGAGGAGGAUCACGACGACCAAGACGAUCACCUCUUGUGACGCCGUAUGCAACAGCAGCAGCUAUUAGUACUAUGAAAUGGACUUGGAGUUGUUGGUUAAGGUUUCCAAUGGUCGUACGUUUUAGAGGUGCUAACACAACGGCCGGUUAGUAAAAUGCAGUCUCGAGGUUCCCUUUCAAAUACGUUUGUUAAUUACGUUAAAUGCUUUAUCAGAAUUCUGAAUUCUCUUCCCUUUUUAUUUAUUUGUUUCUAUAUGGUUGUGUACCUUAUAUUCAAACCUUUAUGUAAGAUUUUGAACAAAACGUAAAUUAUUAACAGUUAUUGGGGUCAUUUGUAGUCAAAGACAUUUGUCAAUUUUUGUUGUUAAGGUGAACGUACGAGUAACAGUCAACAUGUCCACUUUUUACAAAUUUUCAUUUCAUAUGGACAUAUGUAUAUUGCUUUAUUAUAUUAAAUGACUACUUAAUCUAUAACACGGAUUUCAUCAACUCACAUUAUUUUCUGAGAAAAAAGAAGAGAAUAAAAAUAUAACAAGAAAUUCUUAUGGGCUUUUUCCAUAUAAAUGAGAUUUGGUGAGAUAUUGCCAAACUGCCUCUCUUUUAUCUUAAGAAUGAAUUUCAGAUGUUGUAACUAUUGUUUGGUGACCAAUUUUUUUAAGUUUUAAUAUCAAAUAAUUUUUAAAAUUAGAACAUAUAAAAAAAUAAGAAAAAAAAAUGUUAAAUGAAAGUAAUAUCGCUCAAUUUUUUAUUUCUAUGUGAAAAUAAGUACGACAAGUUACUUUUUUUUUAAAUAUAAAAAAAAGGAACCAGGAAAAUUACUAAUACGUAAUUUUGUUUUUCAACAUUCAUUUUCUUUUUCUUUGUUUCAUACGUGUUUAAUGUCUUUCAAUUACUCAAGCAAUUAAAACUUUAUUUAUUUACUUAAAAAAAUCUGAUUAUUAGUUACUUUUAAUACUAAUAUCAUUUGAUCAGUGUUUUUUCAUUACUGUGAAAAUAAUGUGAUGCCAAGAUUAACUUUCUGAUUUUUAAAAUCCCUUUUUAAUACUACAUCAAAUAGUAAUAUUUCUGUUAGGGUAGUGCCCUCUGGUGUCAGUUUUUCUAAGUCAUCACAUUAUUUUCACAGUAAUGAAAAAACACUGAUAAAAUGAUAUUAGUAUUAAGGUAGUGCCCUCUGGUGUCAUUUUUUCUAAGUCACCUUAGUUAUAAUAAUUUUUCUAUUCUAUUUUGCUGUAAACGUGAAAUGUUUCAUUUUUAUCAUUAAUGUUUCAUUUAACAUAUAACAGGUGAAAAUAUUUUGUGUAAUAAAAAUAUUUUGGGUUAUUUUAAGAAAUCGUAUCACGACAUUUGGAAAUCAUUACGACAACUUCAAGAAAAGUGUACAGUUAUGAUAGUGAUGUUGAAUAAAUGGACGGCGUUAGGUAAUAUGGGUUAUGGAAGCUACACAUGGCGAAUAUGUGGGUGUUUUUAAGUAUUCAUAAUAGCUACUUUGUAUUUAGUCUCAAAGAUGGCGCUGAUUGUAGAAAAAAUUUGGAAUGCAUUUUUUGCAAUUUAAUUGAAGAUCUCUAUAACGAGUUGUUUAACUGUCUGUUCUUUUAUUAUUAUAAAUAUUUAAUCUUUAUUUACAAUAUGCAUAGUGAAACCGAAAUAGUUUGCAUCUUUUUAAGGGAAUGUUCUACUAGGUAAAUUGAAGAUUAUUUGCCAAAAAAUGUGGAUCCAAUGCAGUGGCAAAAUGUCAUGGGCCCCCGACCCAAAAGGGCCCCGGUUCAAGAAGCCGCGAUCUCAGAAAUAUUUUUUUUACAUUGAGUAUUUUAUUUUACUUGAAAAGUUUUUUUUUACUGAUAGGGCCCCAUCAAAAGCAUUUGCCACAGGCCCCAAAUGGUGUAGAUACGCCACUGAUCGAAUGUCAAAAUUUUAAGGUUAAAACAAUAACUUCAAAGCAGAAUGUGGCGUAGGUAUUAUUAUCACUAUUAUAUCAGCUGGUAACUGUGUACUGCUGCCUUCCCCAUGUCUAUGGGGUCGCGACCGUUACCCACAGUAGUCUUACUGUAUUCACCGAGCCACCUGCAUUCACUGACUCCCAUGCAAUUUGAGUUUGUCACUCCAUCUAGUAGGGGUCGUUCUUUUAUUUUUUUUUUUUUUAUUUUUUUUUAUACAAAAAUCCACAGCUCUUAAAAAAUAACUUACAUGCUAAGUCUCUUAUGAAUACAGCCAAUAACGGAUUUUACUUAUACAAACAAAAAUUUUGAUUCCAUAGCGAGGUAGGCAAGUUAGGGGGUGUAU